AGACAGAUUGUGUCAUGACCCCGAGGGAGCAGCUGAGGAAAAUGUCAGCGCUUGGGGAACAGGGGGCACUGGAGGAGAAGCACUGGUACCGCCUGGUCAAUGGGAUGUCUGCUGGAGAGCUGAGACAGAGACAAGAGAUGAUGAUGAGGAACCAGAUGGCCAUGGCACCUCAGAUUCUGACCCAGGGGCAGCAGAGGCAGUUCGAACCUCGCUUCAUGGAGAGAGAACUGGGCCCCCCCUCUGAGAUGGUAUCUUCCGAUGCCAGGCAGAUGCACAUGGGGGCACACCUCGGCCCCCCCCUACAGCCACACGCCAACAUCAUGCCAGGGAGGGGCUUUCCUGGAGCGGCAGGAUACGGCUUCCUGCCCGCAGAGCCCAUGGAAACAGUCGCUCGACGUCAGGAACUUAUUCACAAGCAGAACAUUGCCAGAAUGGAGAUGAAUGCCAUCCUGCACCAGAAGGAGAUGGAGAACGCCCACCAGAAGGGCCUGAUGGGGCUGGAGACCCAGCUGUACCAGUCUAACCCCAUGGCGUUCAGAGGACGUCAGCGCCUCCCCGACGGCCACGACGUCUUCGUCCACCGAACCACCCUGGAGGACCUGCAGACCAACAGCCUUCUUAUGUCCUCCAGCCCCUACCCACCAAUCAGCUCUCUGCAGAGGGAGAGGGGCCGAAGGGUAGGAAGGAGGGCGGCCAAUCAGAAGAGCACAGAGAAUCACAUGACCGGGCCGAAGAGCCAAUCAGAGGACAAGAGUAUGGAGCAGAGUCCUGGGGCUGCUUCUGGGGAGGAGAAGGAGGCGGAGGGGAAAGGGGACAAUGGAGUGGAGGCAGCAAGCAGCAAGACUCAAACCAAAAUGGACACCGAGCACUCGACAGGAAGCAGAAAGAACUACAAGGAGGCGGAGCAUGCCCUGCGGAAGAGUCAGGAGGGCUGCUCCGACUUGCCCAACUGCAACAGUGGUGCCAGUGAGAAAGACUUGCCCAGUCAAUGCUCAGCUUUCCAGGAGAAGUUCAUGUGUGCUGCUGGACCCUUGGCUGGGAUGCCUUACAUGUUCCCAGUCCCAGGCAACGGGUUACUUCCAACAGUACCACCCAAUCUCUUUCUCAACGGAGAUGAUGUUUCCUCACUGGAAGACAUCAGGAAGUGGACGAUGGAGGAUGUUUACACCUUCAUCCAUAACAUACCCAGUUGCUCCGAAUAUGCUCAGACAUUCAAGGACCACAUGAUAGAUGGAGAGACUCUGCCACUCCUGACAGAGGAACACCUGCUGGAUACGCUGGGUCUGAAGCUGGGACCUGCCCUCAAGAUACGAUCACAGGUGUCUCGCCGACUGGGAAACAUGUUUUACAUGAUGAACCUGCCGCUCUCUGCCGCCGCCCUGCAGGCAACCACCGAGAAGACAGGAGAUAGGUCCUCAGAGAUCAGCUCUCCUGCCAACUGCAACAGUGUCGAGAUGAUGGGAAGUCCUUGCACGAGGGACACAGAGGUCCUGAAACCUACAGAGCAACUCCCUGAAUCAGAGAACCUGUCUCCCCCUUCUGCCAACAGUGAGACUGUCUAA
Messenger RNA from Hypomesus transpacificus, 1562 nucleotides. It is a transcript of the gene samd7, whose product is annotated as sterile alpha motif domain containing 7. The record is from RefSeq and is a predicted model, not a curated record. Gene Ontology annotation, molecular function: protein binding. NCBI's taxonomy places the organism in Eukaryota, Metazoa, Chordata, Actinopteri, Osmeriformes, Osmeridae.